UAAACUAAGGGCCCGAUGAUAUCUCUCCGUGACUCCGUCCCAAUUCCAAACCAAAUGAAACCCUACAUCCCUUUAUUCGCUUAUCCUUCGCAAAUUGCCGCCACGCCACCUCCAGUUACCGGCCACCCCUACACCAUCUCUACUUGUCACAGCCACUACAGCAUCCCUACUCGUCACCGCCGCUCCACCAUCCCCAAUCGCGGGCCUCCGCUUUACUGAAGGUUGCUGAGAAGUGAGACGACGCGCUUCUCGUUUACAAAAUCAACAUCGAAGCUGUAACUGAGAAUAAAAUAAGAAUAAAGAAGAAGAGAUUAGAGAACAAUGAUUGCUAGGAAGUUUUCAUCUGCUACUUCUCGUUCAUUGCGUGUUUGUGUUGUUGGCAGUGGUCCUGCUGGUUUUUACACAGCUGAAAAGAUGCUGAAAGCACAUGAAGGAGCAGAAGUUGACAUCAUUGAUAGAUUACCAACACCAUUUGGAUUAGUCCGUUCAGGGGUAGCACCUGAUCACCCUGAAACAAAGAUUGUCAUCAACCAAUUUUCACGAGUUGCACAUAAUGAAAGAUGUUCAUUUUUUGGAAACGUGUCUCUUGGAUCCUCCAUCUCUCUAUCUGAGCUACGCCAAAUUUAUCAUGUGGUUGUGCUUGCUUAUGGUGCUGAAAGUGACAGAGUUCUUGGCAUACCAGGAGAGGAAUUGAAAGGUGUACACUCUGCUAGAGAAUUUGUUUGGUGGUAUAAUGGGCACCCGGAUUUCAGUAAUAUGACACUUGACUUGAAGAACACAGACACAGCCAUUGUUCUAGGACAGGGUAAUGUGGCUCUUGAUGUUGCAAGGAUUCUUUUAAGGUCACCUACAGAGCUGGCUACAACUGAUAUUGCUAGCCAUGCUUUGGAUGCUCUUAGGGAGAGUUCCAUAAGGAAAGUUUAUCUUGUUGGCAGACGUGGGCCCGUACAAGCAGCUUGUACUGCAAAAGAGCUACGGGAAAUUCUUGCCAUCAAAGAUUUGAACAUUAACAUCAAGGAAGCUGAUCUUGUAAAAACCUCUGCAGAUGAGGAAGAAAUGAAGAACAACCGUAUAAGGAAAAGAGUCUUUGAGCUGUUAUCCAAGGCAUCAUCCACAUCUGGUCAAACUUCAGGUCAACGGGAAUUGGAAUUCACUUUCUUCCGGAAACCUGAUAAAUUUCUUGAAUCAGAUCACAGAAAUGGCUAUGUUGGUGGUGUACACUUUGAGAAGACAACAUUAAAAGGAAAUGGUGACUCUGGAUAUCAGAUUGCAACAGGAACAGGGGAAUAUGAGGAUAUAAAAUGCGGAUUGGUACUUAAGAGCAUAGGCUACAAAUCCAUACCCGUUGAUGGUUUACCUUUUGACCAUUCCAAAGGUGUGGUUCCAAAUAUUAAAGGGCGUGUUAUAUCUAGUUAUGAUGUUUGUGAAGCUGAAGAUGGAUUGUAUGUAUGUGGGUGGUUAAAAAGAGGUCCAACGGGAAUAAUUGCUACAAAUCUUUAUGAUGCAGAAGAAACUGUGGCAAGCAUCUAUGAAGACGUAUCUAAAAUAGAGCUAACAUCAAGAAAACCAGGGAGAGAGGGGCUUCUUGAAUUACUUGAAAGUAAGAAGAUUGAUUUUUUUACGUUUGAUGAUUGGAAAAAGAUAGAUUUUGAAGAGAAGAGGGUUGGGAGUUUAAAAGGGAAACCAAGAGAAAAGUUAACCACAUGGAAAGAUUUACUACAAAUUCAUCCUUCCGUCUUCCUUCCUAUCGUAGCCUCCUCCCGUCUUGCAGCUUCCUUUCGAUCGCAGCUUCCUUCCGAUCAUAGCACACAACAUCCGUCUUCCCCCCUAUUGUCGCGUAAUCAUAUCAUUGCAUCAGAUCAACUUACAAAUAAGCCUCACAUGUCUACGAGGCCAAGAAAGAAAGAGGCAAUGAAAAAACAUAAGAAAGUUACUGGAGCUCAUGAGAUAAAAACCAUUCCUGAUUCUGAAGAGCAUGAACAAACCACAACUCCUCCUGUUUAUGAACCUGAGAAGAUCCCAAUUCAUGAAAAUCAAUGGUUUAAACCCUUCAAGUGGUAG
Molecule: messenger RNA, 2061 nt
Organism: Lactuca saligna
Lineage: Eukaryota; Viridiplantae; Streptophyta; Magnoliopsida; Asterales; Asteraceae
Source: the annotation of a GenBank genome assembly